AAUUUUCGCAUUUGUCUCUUCCGGCCAUUACAGCAAUCAGAACGGCUCGCCACGAGUCUGCAAAUUUGUGUUAAUUUCUCAAAAAUAAACUUUAAAAGUUGCAAUAUUUUAAAUAUUACAUUAAAAGUAUUUUUGUAUACGCCCGCCACAUAGCUAUUAUAAAUAUAGAAUGGCUGACUCCAAGAACAAUGAUGUUGAGAUGAAUGGUGAGGAUUUCUCUAAAGACGUCACCACAAACGAAAAUGAGAAAAGUACCGGCACCAAUGGUACAAAUGGAAACGCUGAGGGUCAAUCAAAUGCACGGGAUGACGACAGAAAACUUUUUGUUGGUGGUCUCAGCUGGGAGACGUCGGAGAGGGAACUGCGCGAACAUUUUGAAGCAUACGGUGAAAUUGACAGCAUAAAUGUUAAGACAGAUCCCCAAACUGGACGUUCUCGUGGAUUUGCAUUUAUUGUAUUUACCAAUACUGAAGCCAUCGACAAGGUGCACGCUGCCGGUGAACACAUUAUCAACAAUAAGAAAGUCGAUCCCAAGAAGGCCAAGGCGCGUCAUGGCAAAAUUUUUGUUGGCGGUCUUACGAAUGAAAUCAGCGAUGAUGAGAUCAAAACAUAUUUCAGUCAAUUUGGCAAUAUUGUAGAUGUUGAAUUGCCAUUCGAUAAGCAAAAGUCGCAACGUAAGGGUUUUUGCUUCAUCACGUUCGACUCCGAGCAGGUCGUUAAUGAAUUGUUAAAGACACCUAAACAGAAAAUUUCCGGCAAGGAAGUGGAUGUAAAGCGUGCAACACCAAAACCAGAUAACCAAAUGAUUGCUAUGCGUGGCGGUCGCGGUGGUAUGCGUGGUGGACGUGGUGGAUUUGGUCGUGGAGGUUAUCCACAAUGGCCUGGUCAGGGCGGUUAUGCACCAUAUGGCGGAUACGCCGGCGGUUAUGAUGCUGGUUAUGGAGACUACUACAGCGGCGGCUAUUACAAUGGCUAUGACUAUGGAUACGAUUACGGCUACGGAGGUGGUUAUGAUGGCGGCUACGGUGGUGGUAGUGGCGGCGGCGGCCGAGGUGCCGGUGGUCCACGCGGCGGUCCAAAAGGUGCCGGUAGUUAUCCUUCGGGCAAACAAAGAGGGACAGGACGCCAGCCCAGGCAUCAACCUUACUAAUCAUUUUCGUUACAAUAAGUCGAUAGUAAUAGACAAGCGCCGGUUUACAAAAACAGAAAAAAAUCAAUACAAACUACCAUUAAGCCAGCAUUUUAAAUAAGUUUUUACUGAUCGCUUGGAAAUUUAUGAAAUAAAUUCAGUACCAACCAGAUAUGUUGUGCGUAAUACUUCGAGCGCACUCACACACAUCAAUACUUCACCAUUUCAAACAGCUGUUCAUCGCUGAGUUUCUCUUCAGAUUUAGUUUCCGCGAUAUGAACACAAUUACUACAAAUAUAUAUAUAUAUAUAAACUAUGCAACUGCAUGGAUACCCAUUCCGAAAUUUAAAUUAUAAAUCACUUAAAUAAUCUCAAUACUAUCAUUACGGUCCAGCAUUCAUAUUCUAGUGUGUGUUGUCAAAAAAGAUAUAUAUUUUCGUUUAUACCGGCCUUUUUUUUUUACAUUUAUCACGACAGAAGUGCAAGCAUGGAAGUCUACAAAAUCCAGCGUUGCAGUUAUUGCAACUUGUCAACUUAACAACAAUCCAGCAAUCAAUAGUUUAUUAGCAAUUACUUUUCAUUAGUUAUAUAUUGUCAUAAAAUAAUUACUCUUAAUCUUAUGUUACCUAAUACACUUACUUUAAAAAGGUAAUUUUUUAUGCUCUAAGAAGUAGUUUUGAUAUGUUAUCGGUUAGCAGUUCGGAAUCAUACAUUUGAUCACUAUUUUAUAAAGCUACCAAUCUAUACCUUACCAUAUUUUUUUUUAACUAUCGCACGACUUGCCUAAUAUCUACAUACAUAUUAUAUUGUGUAGGUAUGUGGAUUAGGUUAGUGUUUACAAUUUCACAUUAUCUACAUCCAAGACAAACUGAACGCAAGAUUACGUCAUCCCGGAGCCAUGACGUCAGUACAGAAAAUAAACAAACGGAAGGAACAAGAAGGAUAAGCAAGAAUAAAGACAACAUUAAAUCGCUGCUCGGCUCUUAGCGAAUUUGAAAGAAUCAGCUGAUUUACUGACGUAAUAAGUUUGAUGAUGGCGGUUUAUUUACAACAGUGCUCGGCAAAAACAGGCCCUGUUGGUCACACGAUGUACAGAAUGCAAAGGUGGGGCGAACAUCAGACCGCUAACCUGCUCUCAGCAAUUUUGAAGUAAUCAGUUGAUUUGCCGACGUAGUCGGGAUUACGAAAAAACUUGAGAUUGUGUUGGUGAAAUAAGAAAAAAUCCACGCAGCCAUUGCUCAUAUCGCUUAGUUGCCGUCUGACAACGACUGAUUGGACAAAUGUGUGAAUACGUGUGAAAUGAGUAGGCAAAAUUCUGCUGCCGAAUCCCCGAUGGCUUGCAGCCAAAGUUACUCUCACAAUUUUGCUUCGGAUGCCCAAAUCUUGAAUUCCAUCAUUCUUGUCCGGCAUCGUGGCCAAGAAGGAUAGAAUAAAUCGUGCACACAAAAGUUUGUUUAUUUUCUGUACUGACUUCACUCAAGUGCUAAAUACACCAAGAACAAAAUAGCGCUUUGCGGAUGGCGCCACCUUUGUAUUCUCUACAUCGAUCCUACACCUACGCUUAAUUCGUAAUAGGUUCUUGGCAGAGUUUACUUUUUUUAAAAGUAUACAUACUUAUCUUUACUUAUAUUAAUAUCUUAAAAUAAGAAUAUACAUACAUGCAAAAAUUGCACAGAGAAACGUAACCAAGUUCAUAUGCUUAAAAUACGAGUACUGUAGAGUGACAGAGCGAGAGAAGGACUAUAGCAUCAACUAAUAAGGGGAAAUCAGCAGCCGUAGUAAAUCAAGCAACAAAAUAAAACAUCAAAUAAAAACAAAUCCACCAAAUUAUUAGACACUUACAGAACUCAACUAAAGGCAAAGUGUGCAUAAUACAAAUGCAUACGUAUACACAAAAAACAAUACAUACUAUAUAUAUAUUUAUUCUCAUAGUAUAUAUAUAUAUAUAUAUACAUAUAUAAAUAUAUUAUAGAGUGCAGAACUAACAACAGAAACAGAAUUUAUAUUUUAAUAAUGAUCUAAAAUGAUAAUGAAAAAGGGAAGGAAAUUAUGAGGGCGUGGGCGGUGGUCACAGAACAAUCUUAAAAUGCAGACAUUGUAUAUGCCACAAAAAAUAGUUUUUAAUAAAUACAAAAUACAAAAAAAAAACAACAUUAAAAUUUUUCUCCAUUCUGUAAACGGAAGAGGCACAGGUAUGGACGUAUGUUUUUAAGUAAAUGUAAACAUACAUUAAAUACAUACAUAUGUAAUGUAAGUAAGUGUGUUGAAGAAACAAAUUUUGGAAAUCGCUUCCGUUGAAUCCUUGAAGAUGCAAAAAUCUGAAGGCAGCGGUCACUUUGAUAAAAAAGCAAAAAGUGCAGCAAUAAAAAAAUAAAUAUUUCAUUUUUAUAUUGUACAAAAGUAAACCGCUAUCAUCAGAAGCGUCAAUAUGAAGCAGCAAUAACAAUCGAUCAAGCUUUGUUUGCACACACUCGUACAUAAUCUUACAACAGCAAGGGCAAUAUCGUUUAUUAAGAGUUGCUUAAAAAAUAAUAGGAAACCAAGGCACUAGUAAAUACAGUUUCUCAUAAAACAAAUAAAAUAAAAUAACGUAAAACCCAAUAUAAAAAAAUCACGUUCUUAGUACUGCCAUAAGUUAUGUUACACGAUUUUCAAAGCAGCAGGCUUUUAUUCAGUUUGGUUUAUAAUUUCACGUGGAAGGGGGGGAGAGAGAAAUCGUAUCGUGGUGAUUGUAUUCUUUGCUAAAAAAAAUUUAUAUCAAGACAGUUUGGCCUGCAAGGUUCACCAUCGAAAUUUGUAGAAUCUCAAGCAAACACUUAUUGCAGCACGCGUUA
Molecule: messenger RNA, 3963 nt
Organism: Anastrepha ludens (Mexican fruit fly)
Lineage: Eukaryota; Metazoa; Arthropoda; Insecta; Diptera; Tephritidae
Gene: sqd
Product: RNA-binding protein squid
Exons: 8
Coding region: 170-1150 (326 amino acids)
Biological process (GO): regulation of gene expression
Cellular component (GO): nucleoplasm
Molecular function (GO): RNA binding
Source: RefSeq, a predicted model, not a curated record